This is a messenger RNA of Mesorhabditis spiculigera, 375 nucleotides long. The record is from the annotation of a GenBank genome assembly. Lineage: Eukaryota; Metazoa; Nematoda; Chromadorea; Rhabditida; Rhabditidae.
AUGGACAUCACGGACACGGAUAUGGACACCAUCACGGACAUCAUCAUCCUCACCACGGACAUCAUGGUCAUGGAUAUGGACAUCACCACGAUGGUCACCACCAUCAUCCUCACCAUGGACAUCAUGGACACCAUGAGCUGCACCAUGGACAUCAUCAUCACCCACAUCACCAUCAUGGACACCACGAUCAUGGGUAUGGACAUCAUCACGAUCAUCACCAUCAUGCCCUGCAUCACCACCAUGAUCAUGAUCAUGGCUAUGGACAUCACCACGGACAUCAUCAUCCUCAUCAUGGUCAUCACGGACACCAUGAGCUCCACCAUGGACACCACCACGGUCAUCACGAUCAUGGCUACGGACAUCACCACGACAUCA